This is a messenger RNA of Heteronotia binoei (common prickly gecko), 628 nucleotides long. RefSeq names its product cathelicidin-3-like. The transcript has 4 exons. Gene Ontology annotation, biological process: defense response. NCBI's taxonomy places the organism in Eukaryota, Metazoa, Chordata, Lepidosauria, Squamata, Gekkonidae. The coding region runs from base 107 to 619 and encodes 170 amino acids. Gene Ontology annotation, molecular function: cysteine-type endopeptidase inhibitor activity. The record is from RefSeq and is a predicted model, not a curated record. Gene Ontology annotation, cellular component: extracellular region.
UGUGGUUUUUGCCAAGUCAAUCGAGUGAGUCCCUCGGCUCCCCACAGUUUUGUUUCACUGCACGGUGAAGGCAGAACUUUGCUGGGAACUCUGGAGUGGGGUCAUCAUGGAACUGCUCCUAGUGGGUACCCUCUUGGUGUUUCUGGGGGUCUCCGGGUCAGCUUCUGCUCCUGCCGAGGGUUCCCUGGCCCCCCGCGAUGCAGCCAGGGUUGUGGUGGAAACGUACAACCAGGAAACGGAAACGCAGGCCAUCUUCAAGCUGCUGAAAUUCAGGAGCACCCGCAAAACGAGGUUUGACUGGGGCGUCCACUUCAGCAUGAACUUCACCAUCAAAGAGACCGGCUGCCAGAAAACAGUGUCCAGUUACAAGCCUGCAGAAUGCAAGUACAAGCCCAGUGGGGUAGUAAAGGAAUGUUCAGCCGAGGUUUCCUUCCUUAACUUCAUGCAAGAUACACCUCUGACUUCUAUCCAGUGCAACCCCUUGCAGCGGACCAGUGGCGGGAAGUCCAGCUCCCCCGCCAGGCCCCAGGCGGCGCCCGCUGUGCCCAGAAUACAUGUGGAACAUUACAUGCCAUCUGCUUAUAUCACUGCAGCGCAGAUGAAAAUGGAAGUCGAGUGAGGGCAACGC